This is a messenger RNA of Hermetia illucens (black soldier fly), 1726 nucleotides long. Its product is annotated as spermine oxidase-like. The coding region runs from base 200 to 1639 and encodes 479 amino acids. The transcript has 7 exons. Lineage: Eukaryota; Metazoa; Arthropoda; Insecta; Diptera; Stratiomyidae. The record is from RefSeq and is a predicted model, not a curated record. Gene Ontology annotation, molecular function: polyamine oxidase activity.
UCAUAUGUAGAUAGUUGCGCGACUUGGUUGCAGUACGAACAGAUAGGAUAAAUCGAACGAUAAUUGGGAAAAUUUCGGUGUUAUCUCCAGAAAUAUACAAGAAAAAAUACCUUCUAGUUUUCUAGUAAUCAUUCGCGUUGUGUUUUUAAUGUUUCUAAUUAAGUAUUAUUCCAUUAAUUAUUGUUUUUGAAAUUUCGGAAUGGAUCCAAAAAUUGUUAUCAUUGGUGCGGGAGUAGCUGGUAUUGCAGCAGCUAGAAAGUUGUUAGAACGCGGUUUUCGGAAUAUUUUAGUGCUAGAGGCCGAAAAUAGAAUUGGUGGUCGGAUACAAACUAUUCCCUUCGGUGCCAAUGUAGUUGAUCUAGGCGCUCAAUGGUGCCACGGAGAGGGAACUAACGCCGUAUACCAACUAGCACGUCAAUACAACCUUCUUCAGGUGGCCAAAGUAAAUUACCACCGAUUCGACUGUAUUCAGUCCAAUGGAGAAUCUGUUCCAACCCAGUUAACUGAUUAUUUGAUUGUUUUGAUCAAAGGAAUCCUGAAAGCGGCUGAGGUUGAUUUCAAGAAUCCCAAUGGAAUUUCUCUAGGAGCAUACUUAUCCAAAAGGUAUGCAGAACUACUUGAUGAUCCUAAGAACUCGCAUAUCGAUCGUGAGAUAGCUUCUCAAUUCCUCGAAAUGUACAUGAAAUUUGAAUGUUCCUAUACUGCUGCUGACAGUCUCUCCGAUAUAUCUGGAUUUGGAUAUUGUACUUAUCUAGAAACCGAAGGUAAUCAGCACCUUUCUUGGAAGAAUAAAGGAUUUAGUACGCUCUUAGAUAUAUUGAUGGGUAAGUAUAAUGGGGACACAAUUGGCCGAUUGCUGAAAAGACGCAUUUUGCUUAAAAAGAAAGUCAAAAAAAUCUUAUGGAAUGCUGGAGAAAACUCCAAAGUUCUUAUUAAAUGUGAGAAUGAGGAUGUUAUCGAAGCAGACCACGUCAUUUGUACAGUGUCACUUGGUGUUCUGAAGGAAUGUCAUAAGCAUCUGUUCAGCCCCGAACUACCACUUCACAAUUUGCGUGCUAUUGAGUCCCUGAAGCUGGGCACUGUUAACAAAUUAUUUCUUGAAUUUGAAAAAGCAUUUUGGCCUAUCAAUUGGAAUGGCUUCAACUUGCUAUGGUCUGAAGAGGACCUUACGCGUAUUACUCAGAGCAAAGACAGGUGGCUAGAAGAUGUUUUCGGUUUCUAUCCUGUUGAUUAUCAACCAAAUGUGCUGUGUGGGUGGAUUUUGGGAGAAAAUGCACGAUACGUGGAAUCACUGCCAGAAAACGAAAUAUUGGAUGGUCUUAUGUUCUUAUUAAGGAAGUUCUUAGGGUGGAAUGUUCCAUGUCCACUUAGAUUUAAACCAACAAAAUGGUAUACAAAUUCCAACUUCCGUGGGUCAUAUUCAUACUUCACUUUGAAAGCUGAACAGGCAGGAGUAACACCAGCUGACUUAGCAAGACCAGUUUCGCGACACUCCGCAGCACUUCCAGUACUGCUAUUUGCAGGCGAAGCUACCCAUGAAAGCUAUUACUCAACAGUUCAUGGUGCCAUCGAGACAGGUUGGAGAGAAGCUAAUCGAAUUGCAAGCUUCUAUCCUGCAAGAAAUAAAUCCCAUCUAUAAAUUGUAUAUAAAGAAAUAUUCGAAAAUAUCAUAGUUGACAACAGGGUAAAAGCAAUUUGUAAGAAAAUAAAAUCAAAUUCCUAUGAA